GUGACCACUGAAGAAGACAGUCUAGUUGUAGCCAAAAGCUUCCCUGUUUGUGAUGAUCGGCACUCGGAGAUCAUCCCUUGCUUAGACAGGAACUUCAUCUACCAGAUGAGGUUGAAGCUGGAUCUGUCUCUUAUGGAACAUUACGAACGUCAUUGUCCUCCUCCCGAAAGAAAGUUCAACUGUUUGAUUCCUCCUCCAUCUGGCUACAAGGUCCCUAUCAAGUGGCCUAAGAGCAGAGAUGAAGUGUGGCAAGCAAACAUACCUCACACUCACCUCGCUAAAGAGAAGUCUGAUCAGAACUGGAUGGUUGUCAAAGGAGAUAAAAUCAAUUUUCCAGGUGGUGGCACUCAUUUCCAUUAUGGAGCUGAUAAGUACAUUGCAUCCAUUGCAAAUAUGCUUAACUUCUCCAACGAUGUAUUAAACGACGAAGGGAGGUUAAGAACGGUUCUUGACGUUGGAUGCGGAGUCGCCAGUUUCGGAGCUUACCUCCUCUCCUCUGAUAUAAUCGCAAUGUCCCUAGCUCCCAACGACGUUCACCAGAACCAAAUCCAGUUUGCGUUAGAGAGAGGCAUCCCUGCUUACCUCGGCGUCUUAGGCACCAAGAGGCUUCCAUACCCGAGCAGAUCGUUCGAGCUAGCUCACUGCUCUCGGUGCAGGAUCGACUGGCUUCAGAGAGACGGCAUCCUUCUCCUCGAGCUCGACCGUGUGCUGAGACCUGGAGGCUACUUCGCUUAUUCUUCCCCUGAGGCUUACGCGCAAGACGAAGAGGAUUUGAGGAUUUGGAAGGAGAUGAGCGCUCUUGUUGAGAGAAUGUGCUGGAUAAUCGCUGCUAAGAGAAACCAAACUGUUGUUUGGCAGAAACCGUUGAGUAAUGACUGUUACUUGGAGAGAGAGCCUGGGACGCAGCCUCCUCUUUGUCGCUCGGAUGCUGAUCCUGAUGCGGUCUAUGGUGUGUCGAUGGAGGCUUGCAUCACUCCUUACUCCAAGCACGACCAUAAGACCAAGGGAAGUGGUUUAGCUCCAUGGCCAGCUAGGAUGACUUCUCCUCCUCCCCGUCUGGCGGACUUUGGUUAUUCAACCCAUACGUUUGAGAAAGACACGGAACUUUGGAAACAGCAAGUGGACAGUUACUGGAACCUAAUGUCGUCAAAAGUUAAAGCAAACACAGUGAGGAACAUAAUGGACAUGAAAGCACACAUGGGUUCUUUCGCAGCUGCUCUCAAAGACAAAGACGUGUGGGUUAUGAACGUUGUCUCUCCCGACGGUCCCAACACUCUUAAACUCAUCUACGACCGCGGUUUAAUCGGAACUAAUCAUAACUGGUGUGAGGCUUUCUCUACAUACCCGAGAACAUACGAUCUCUUGCACGCGUGGACUGUUUUCUCAGACAUUAAAAGCAAAGGAUGCAGCGCAGAGGAUCUGUUGAUUGAGAUGGAUAGGAUUCUUAGACCCACGGGGUUUGUCAUCAUCAGAGAUAAGGAGAGCGUUGUUGAAUCGAUCAAGAAGUAUAUGAAAGCUUUGCAUUGGGAGGUUGUGGCGUCGGAGAAAGUAACCGCAGGUUCGGAGCUUGACCAGGAGAGCGAAGAUGGUGAGAGCAAUGUCGUUUUUAUCGUCCAGAAGAAACUGUGGCUCACCAGUGAAAGCCUUAGGGACACUGAGUAAUCACAAAAUCAGAAGUGAAGAGGAAAUAAAAAAGAAAGAAAUUGUUUUAUUCCCACAUGUUUUUAUGUAGUUUUUAUUUCGAUUUGUAACACAUAAGCAAUAUUAUAUAAUUAAUUAUUGAAAUUAAUCAUUACUUUAUUGUUUCAAAAUGAUUAAUAUUUUUAACAGCA
Raphanus sativus (radish) is the source of this 1832-nucleotide messenger RNA. Its product is annotated as probable methyltransferase PMT8. The record is from RefSeq and is a predicted model, not a curated record. NCBI's taxonomy places the organism in Eukaryota, Viridiplantae, Streptophyta, Magnoliopsida, Brassicales, Brassicaceae. The transcript is spliced from 6 exons. The annotation marks the transcript as partial. Gene Ontology annotation, molecular function: methyltransferase activity. Gene Ontology annotation, cellular component: endosome; trans-Golgi network; cytoplasm.